AUGGUGUGGGUGGUGUCGAUGGUGUGGGUGGUGUCGAUGGUGUGGGUGGUGUCGAUGGUGUGGGUGGUGUCGAUGGUGUGGGUGGUGUCGAUGGUGUGGGUGGUGUCGAUGGUGUCGGUGGUGUCGGUGGUGUCGGUGGUGUCGGUGUCGGUGGUGUCGAUGGUGUCGGUGGUGUCGAUGGUGUCAGUGUCGAUGGUGUCAGUGGUGUCGAUGGUGUCGGUGGUGUCGAUGGUGUCGGUGGUGUCGAUGGUGUCGGUGGUGUCGAUGGUGUCGGUGGUGUCGAUGGUGUCGGUGGUGUCGAUGGUGUCGGUGGUGUCUGAUGUGGUGUUGAUGGUGUCAGUGGUGUUGAUGGUGUCAGUGGUGUUGAUGGUGUCAGUGGUGUUGAUGGUGUCAGUGGUGUUGAUGGUGUCAGUGGUGUUGAUGGUGUCAGUGGUGUUGAUGGUGUCAGUGGUGUUGAUGGUGUCAGUGGUGUUGAUGGUGUCAGUGGUGUUUGAUGGUGUCAGUGGUGUAUGA
Molecule: messenger RNA, 513 nt
Organism: Knipowitschia caucasica
Lineage: Eukaryota; Metazoa; Chordata; Actinopteri; Gobiiformes; Gobiidae
Source: the annotation of a GenBank genome assembly